Messenger RNA from Suillus fuscotomentosus, 1263 nucleotides. RefSeq lists its product as uncharacterized. The transcript is spliced from 2 exons. The coding region runs from base 225 to 1109 and encodes 294 amino acids. NCBI's taxonomy places the organism in Eukaryota, Fungi, Basidiomycota, Agaricomycetes, Boletales, Suillaceae. The record is from RefSeq and is a predicted model, not a curated record.
CAGCAUUCUUACUGCGUAGGUCAAAGUUGACGCGGAUGAUCUCGAAUGACAAUCACGAAUAUGUGGAGUUACGACUGCUUAUGGAUACACCUCGUGCCUAACACGUUCUUGCAUCUAUUCUUCGCGAACGUCACCUUACGUGGAUGAGCCCUUUGUGGUACCUUGCCUACGGCGUAUACAAGGACGGUAUGCUCAGUCGAUAGCAAUCCUCGGUUCCCUUCGUCAUGCCCCCACUCACUGGCAAUGUUAACGUGGCUAUUCGCCUUAUUGGCGAGGUAACAAGUUCAACGAAUUCUAGCACAGCAACGCCUAGCUCAAAUGCUACAAGAAUCUCCAUCCCAGCAAUCGUCGGCGGUACUGCCGCGGGGAUUGCGCUUGCGGUGGCAGUGGUAGUUGGAUGGAAAUGGUGGUCAUUGAUCGUCAGACAUUCCGACAAAAAGUGCCGCUCGCGAAGGCAAAAUGUUCUCAGGAGACAUGACCGAACCACUCCAAACAAAUCAAACGAGGCAGGUGGCCCCUCGAGCAGUUCCGACAGUACUGGGUGCUCAGACGCGAAGAAGAGUCUUGCAGAUUCAUCACCAAACACAAUGGGUGCUAUAUCACCUCCUCCAACUCCCAUUCAGCAUUCCUUGCGCAUGGCUGCACCGUUGCCACUACCCCCAAUAAAACCCCCACGGAAUCCAGCUCGCGCUCUGAGACGUCCUUCAGCCCAAUUCAAAGAGAGCCUCGCGCGUGGAAGCAGGUCAUCAUUUGCCUGGGCUUCCAACAGGUUGUCUCAUAAAUCAAGCAUCAGCACUGCUUCAAUGUAUUCUACCCAGACUUACGAGGAGCAACAAGUGCGCGUGCCCGCAGCUGUCAUAACAGCAGCUUUAGGUGGCACUAGACACCUUUCAAGACUUGGUCAUAGCUCCGACCCCUACACCAUCGGUGAAGAGCAGACAGAGUUGCCAGUAGUUCCUAGCUCGAGCCUGCGGCCUUCUGCGCAUGUCGAUCCAAACAUUGCCCAAUUACAUCGAGUCUCAAAUAUCAGUGCUGGGUCAUUGUGCCUGCAGCAGGAGAUACAAACAGCUGAUUCAAUUGGAGUAGCAUAUGGGGGUGAAGAGUCGUGAUAGACUAUGAAAAGCUUGGUGCUGGGAAGCCUUUGGACUAUGGAAUCAAUACUACUAGCCAUAAAAUAGGAUUUACACACUACUAGUCUAUGAAACAAACACGUCAUGGACCAUGAUAGAAGUGUGGUGAAUCUUGGCUCUUGACGGUACCUAU